GCCGAAAAUGACCCGUUUUGCAAUCUAAAACCCCUCACUCUCUUCCUAUUCAAUUCCAAAAACCCUAAAACAGUCCGACUGAGAGCAUCGAUUUCAAAGUUCAGAGAGCUCUGCUUCUGGAGAAAGCGCUUCUCCUCCGCUCUACAUUCCCUCAGGCAUUUCGAAAUAGAGUUACUUGGCAAGCAAGGAACAGCAAGGGAGCAAGGCUGGGAGCUCCAUUUUCUGUUGGAUUUCCUUUUCGGUUUGCUUCGAAAUCGUAUACAACAGGGCAGAAGGGGACUCUGAGAGGGGCUAGAUUUUCGGGAUCAGAAGGAGCAUCAGCGGUGAUGACUACUCCGAUUGUACGUGUGAGGGACACCAUUGAACCUGAUGAGACUGAAGAGAAGAUCUUUGAGAGGCUGCUUGGGACGCUUGACCAUUAUGGACUCAAGACUCAGCUUCGAGUCGCAGGUGGAUGGGUCCGUGAUAAGCUUCUUGGGCACAAGUGCAAGGACAUUGACAUUGCUUUGGAAAAUAUGAUGGGCAGCACAUUUGUGGAGAAGAUGAGAGACUACUUGUUGUCUGUGGGGGAAGAGGUUCAAGGAAUUGCAAUCAUUCCAAGCAAUCCCGAUCAAUCAAAACAUUUGGAAACGGCCAGGAUGCGCAUCUUUAAUGUAUGGGUUGAUUUUGUGAACUUACGCUGUGAAGAGUACAGUGAUGAUAGCCGCAUUCCUACUAUGCAAAAAUAUGGCACACCAGAACAGGAUGCACUGAGAAGGGAUCUAACAAUAAAUAGCUUAUUUUACAAUAUCAAUACCAAAUCCGUUGAAGAUUGGACCAAUAGAGGAAUUAAAGAUCUAAAAUGUGGGAAAAUUGUGACUCCUUUACCACCAAAAGAAACUUUUAUGGAGGAUCCUUUACGAGUUCUUCGAGCUAUCCGUUUUGGCGCAAGGUUCAGCUUCAUACUUGAUGAACAACUAAAGGAAGCUGCUGCUUGUGAUGAAGUGAAAGCUGCUCUAUCAGCUAAAAUUAGCAGAGAGAGAAUUGGAGUUGAAAUUGAUCUUAUGAUCUCUGGAAAGCAGCCGGUCCAAGCUAUGACCUAUAUAUGUGAGUUGAAGUUAUUUUGGGUUGUCUUCAGUCUUCAUCCACAAUGUGAGCCAUCAGAAGGUGACAGUGAUUGUGUCUCGUACUUGGAUUGUACAUGGAAUCUUAUUGAAUCUAUGGAGCGAUCUCUCUUCAAUGAUGAGCAAAGAAGGCUUUCCUUUUAUGCUGCAAUGUUCCUUCCACUUAGGAAGACCAUGUAUAAAGACAGGAAAGCAAAAGAUGUUCCUGUAGUGAAUUAUAUUUUCAGAGACUCCCUUAAGCAAAGAGUCAGCGAUGCUGAAACUGUUGUUAAUUUACACAAUGCAUUGGAGAAGUUUUUGUCUUUGCUUCCUCACCUUGUACCAAAUGGUGAUGUAGAACUCGCUGAAGUUUAUUUAGGAAGAGAAUAUGUUGACGUCCCUUUUACUUCAGAAGAUUCAAAAAUCAGGGUAUUAACAGGGUUUCUUUUACGAGAAAUUAAGGAUUUUUGGCGAGCUGCUUUGCUGAUGUCUACGCUGUUAUAUCCCACUAACAUUGUAAACAAGAACUUCAAGGCAGAAGUUUGCAUAACUUUGUUUGCAGAAGCUGAAAAGGCCAUAAAUAAUCUAGGUCUAGAUAGAGUGUGGGAUGUAAAGCCAUUACUUAAUGGAAAGGAGAUCAUGGACGUAUUGCAGCUUAAAUCUGGGGGACCAGUUGUCAGUAAAUGGCAACAGAAGCUACUUGCAUGGCAGCUUGCACAUCCUUCGGGGACUGCAGAGGAAUGCCGCGAGUGGCUGAAGGAAACACACUUUUCAAGUACUAGAUCAGCUGGAGAUACGGAGGAUUGAGCGGACCCAACACCAAGAGAAGUAAGACUGAUUGUAAAUAGUUAGACUCAAGAAUUUUUAUCAGCAUUUUGAUAUUUGAGGGAACGUUAAUUGACACUGAAAUGUACAAGGUCAAGUUUAAUGGUAGUAAUGCUAUAUUCAAGUGAUCUUAUCCGGCGG
Messenger RNA from Argentina anserina (silverweed cinquefoil), 2048 nucleotides. RefSeq names its product tRNA nucleotidyltransferase cca2. Gene Ontology annotation, biological process: tRNA 3'-terminal CCA addition. Gene Ontology annotation, molecular function: ATP:3'-cytidine-cytidine-tRNA adenylyltransferase activity; RNA binding; CC tRNA cytidylyltransferase activity. The transcript has 17 exons. The record is from RefSeq and is a predicted model, not a curated record. The coding region runs from base 327 to 1889 and encodes 520 amino acids. NCBI's taxonomy places the organism in Eukaryota, Viridiplantae, Streptophyta, Magnoliopsida, Rosales, Rosaceae.